AUGUUAUCUCCAAUUUUAUACACUCGAGUUCCACCUUCACUGAAAGUUUUAAAUCAACUUUUACUGCCUCAUCAGACCAUAUAUGAUACGGUGACAACAAUUCAACAAGGUUAUGAUCAGAUAAAGCAAAUGAAAGUUCGGGGUGCACCGGCGAUAGGGCUGGUUGCGUCUCUUUCUUUAGCCGUAGAUCUCCAGCUUAAACUACUUAAUUCCACCGAAGACUCCCAAGUUACAACCAUAAUUUCUUCUCCGAUAGAACUUAAGGCAUUUAUUAAGAAAUCCCUGGACUAUCUGAAUACCUCGCGUCCAACUGCAGUAAAUUUAUCUCUUGCUUCCGAGAAAUUGUGGAAGAUUACUUGCAGGGGACUUGAAGAAAGCUUGGAAUCAAAAGAAAUUAUCGAAAGAUUGGUGGAUGUAGCUGUCGAGAUGUUGGAAGAUGACUUAGAGGAUAACAAAAACAUUGGAAAAUUUGGCGGAGAAUUUAUACUCGGAAAAAUUGAAGAGGAUAAAGGUGAAACAAAAAUGAUUAGUGUCCUUACACAUUGCAAUACCGGUUCAUUAGCCACCUCUGGUUACGGGACGGCACUUGGUAUAAUACGUUAUCUACAUUCGCAAAGGCAUCUAUCGCACGCUUAUUGUACCGAAACGCGACCCUAUAAUCAAGGAUCACGAUUGACUGCUUAUGAGCUUUUACAUGAUCAGAUUCCAAGUACCUUGAUCUGCGACUCGAUGGUUUCCUCUUUAUUAUCAUCAUCCGUUUUGCCGCAUCUCAAGUCAUGCCAGGUAAUCACAGAAAAUUCGAACAAGAUAACGGCAAUUAUAGUUGGCGCGGAUAGGAUUGCGAGGAAUGGGGAUACAGCCAAUAAAAUUGGCACGUACCAAUUAGCUGUAAUUGCAAAGCAUCAUGAUGUAAUGUUUAUAGUUGCAGCGUCGUUCACGAGCAUCGAUUUGACAAUAAAAAAUGGUAAAGACAUAGUUAUAGAGGAGAGAUCGGAGGAUGAGGUGGUUCUUGUCAGCGGAGCUUCUGUGAAUAACGGAGGUGGGUUUAAAGAAGCUGAAUAUGAGAGUGGCAAGAUAAUUAUCAGCAAGGUUAGGGUACCACCAACUGGAGUUAAGGUUUGGAAUCCGAGUUUUGAUGUAACGCCUGCUAGGUUGAUCACUGCCAUUGUGACUGAGAAAGGUGUCUUUGAAAGGAGAGAAGGAAUGAACGAAUUCAACUUGGAAGAAUUUUGCUAA
This is a messenger RNA of Acaulospora colombiana, 1236 nucleotides long. Lineage: Eukaryota; Fungi; Glomeromycota; Glomeromycetes; Diversisporales; Acaulosporaceae. The record is from the annotation of a GenBank genome assembly.